AUGAACACGACGAGUCUUGUGAAUGUCACAGCUGCCGAUUUUCCAACAAUUCCAAACUUUGAUUUUGUUGCGGUUAUGGAUCAAUUGGCACAGAUAUGUCCUCAGGCGAAUCUUCUAAAUUUGGCAAUGAGAAGUCAGCAAGUUCCAUUAUCCAUGUCACUCUUAUCCGUACCUCAAUCAGUCCAUUCUGAUUCAAAAGAAACUUCUAAAAAGACAAUUUUGCAAUCAGCAAUCGCUCAACAACUUCAUCAUCCAAAUAUGGCUUCUGUUGCUGCAGCAGCUGCGCCAGUGAAUAGCUUGAAUGCCAUGGCAAUUUCUAAUUUAUUAUCAACAACAACAUCAAAUGCAUAUGUUUCAUCGUUACCUUCUGUUCAACUAUCACCGUCACUUAGUCCAACAAUCAGAGCUCCAUCAUCACCUGAUAUCAUUUCAUCACCACAUCGACGUAAAAGCUCAUCGGAGAUAUCUAUUGAGGAUACAGAAGCUGUUCAGCACAAGUAUCUAUCAUCUAGAUAUUCAAAUUUCUUAGUUGAUUCACUAUUGAAUCGUACUAAUCUAGAUCAAACUGAUCGUCGAAAUAGUUGUCGCAAACAGAGAACCAUUUAUGGAGCUAAGCAGACGAAAGUCUUAGAAGAAGCAUUUUCCAGUCAAAAAUAUAUGGUUGGAACAGAACGAGAAGUAUUGGCAUGCAAGUUGGGCUUGACAGAAGCUCAAGUUCGUGUAUGGUUCCAGAAUAGGAGAAGCAAGCAACGCAAGAUACUUCGAAGUGAAGAGGAACGACGUCAAAUCAACUAG
This is a messenger RNA of Auanema sp. JU1783, 795 nucleotides long. Lineage: Eukaryota; Metazoa; Nematoda; Chromadorea; Rhabditida; Rhabditidae. The record is from the annotation of a GenBank genome assembly.